UUCUAGAUGUUUCCCUGUCUUCCUGGUGAGAUCAGUGGGGUUAGUGCAUCACAAACAUUAUGGGUUUGUUUACUUGUGUUUGUGUGUGUGUGUGUGAGAGAGAGAGAGAGAGAGAGAUGUUCUUAAUGAAUAGAUUGUCACCGGUCAGAGUAAUUGGCCACUUUAGAUGUGCCAUUUAAACAAACUGCGUUUCCAGGUCUCAGGAAUGUUGAUGGCAUCGUAGAGCUUUGAUUAGUGCGUCAGGGAGGUUGUAACCAAUGGCAGCUGGUCCUCGGAGGGUGUGAUGGUGGGACUGGUGGGACAUGAAACAUAUUUAAGGAAAAGGAGCGUGGACGGAUAAGAGACCCACAGAAUUCUGCUAGAAGGUAAUUUGUUUAAUAAUUGACUUCUUCUUGAUGAAGGACCUCCAGACAUUCAACGCAAGAGUUUUCUUUAGCACAAGAGGCAAAUUUGCUUGUUAAAUAUUGUUCUUUCCUCCCUCCACGCAGAUGAAACUCCAGCCGUUCCACAUCUGCUCGGUUCUGCUCAUGUCAUUGCUGUUGCUCUGCCCUGAAGGUGGCCUGACCUUCCAGCUGCAUCCCAUCAUCCCCGAUUAUGAAGCGGCAGUGAAUGAGGCCUGGAUGGAGCCGAUGGAGAAGAUGCAGUUGAUGGAGAUGAGACGGAGAGCUCUAGGGCCCUUGGUGAAACAUCCGAUGGAGACAGCGUACUACAAGAGAGGAGAAGAGGAGGAGGACAUGGAAGAAGGUGAUAUACAACGAAACGAAGUGCUGUCGUCCAUCGCCGGGGGUCUGCAAGCUUUCAACAGACAGAAAGGAGGCUUCGGGUUCCGCUUCGGGAGGAAGUGAAAGAAAUGAUAUAGAAGGAAAGAAGAGAUGGAAGUAUAGGGAUUAGUAUGUGUGUAUAUUUAUAGAUAAAUACAGUAUAUUUAUAUAUCAGUGUCUGCAUGUGUGUGUUUGU
This is a messenger RNA of Ictalurus furcatus (blue catfish), 957 nucleotides long. RefSeq names its product pyroglutamylated RFamide peptide (gene qrfp). The coding region runs from base 489 to 845 and encodes 118 amino acids. The transcript has a single exon. NCBI's taxonomy places the organism in Eukaryota, Metazoa, Chordata, Actinopteri, Siluriformes, Ictaluridae. The record is from RefSeq and is a predicted model, not a curated record. Gene Ontology annotation, molecular function: orexigenic neuropeptide QRFP receptor binding.